Molecule: messenger RNA, 1545 nt
Organism: Dermacentor albipictus
Lineage: Eukaryota; Metazoa; Arthropoda; Arachnida; Ixodida; Ixodidae
Gene: mei-W68
Product: meiotic W68
Biological process (GO): reciprocal meiotic recombination; meiotic DNA double-strand break formation; meiotic DNA double-strand break processing
Cellular component (GO): nuclear chromosome
Molecular function (GO): DNA binding; DNA topoisomerase type II (double strand cut, ATP-hydrolyzing) activity; ATP binding
Source: RefSeq, a predicted model, not a curated record
ACAAAACGGGGUCGACUUCCUAUGAAGUGAGCACACGGAGGUGAGCACACGCACCGCAGGAGCAGACGGAAUUUAGCAGACGGUACAGUCAUGCAGAAGUAGCGAUUCGCGCUAUGCUAAAACACUUUAUAAGAAUCAACUAACGCAUCUAUUUUUUCUGGAGAUUCGAUUCGCUUUGUUUCUUUUCGCGGAUCAAGCUGACAUACGGUUGGCAAGUAAUAUCGUCUGCUGCAGGGGCUGUUGCUCCGCGCCGCCUGGUAGGCCUAGUCGUCAGGAAGAACAGAACGCCUAUAGACGUGCCACCUGAGUACUAAAUGUCGAAAUACAUGUCGCUGCAGCUCGCGCGAGGUGCGCUCCAACCGCCCUCCGCACCCAAUGUCCCCGAUAGGUACACCAUCAUUCUGAAAAUCGAGGCGAUCGUCCUCUCGGUGAUCAGGCAGAUCGCGAACGACGAACCACCAUGCUUUGUGUACGAUCGCCGACAGGACUGGGAUAGCGUCGUCUACUGCCACCGCAGAGGACUCGUUCGCAAAGACAAUUCCGCGAAGACGGUUACUUCUUUCGGCUCGGCGUCGUCGAUUCGAAAGUUCGCGCUCAUGCUCAAGGUGCUCUCCAAGAUUCACUACCUGCUGCUGACAAACACCAAGAGCACCAAGCGCCAGAUUUUCUACGAGGACGUGUCCCUGUUCGGCUCUCAGACGAUCGUGGACGCCAUUGUGGAGGAUAUCGCCUGUAUGCUACAGGUCCCGCGCCGUUGCCUCAACAUCCUGGCCACUUCAAAAGGUGUCUUCGCCGGUGACAUCCGGUUCCGCGACGCCAGCGGGAACCUCGUGGACGGCUCAGUCGCGGCCACGCUCAUGCCAACCGAUGUGAGCGGCAUCAGCGAGCUUGCUUCAUCCGCCUCCUGCAUACUGGUCGUCGAGAAGGACGCCAGCUUCCAGAAGAUCCUGGACGACGGCUUCCUCAACGCUUCGUGCUCAUCGGGUCGCUGCGUGCUCGUCACGGGCAAGGGCUUCCCGGACGUCAACACGCGGGAGUUCGUGCGACGCCUGCACGUCGAGCUGCAGCUGCCCGUCUACGCCCUAGUGGACGCCGACCCGUACGGCAUCGAGAUCCUGUGCGUCUACGCCUACGGCUCGCUGGCGAUGGCGAGCGAGACGGACUCGCUGGCGGUGCCCGGGAUACGCUGGCUGGGCGUCCACCCUUCGGACAUCGAGAAGUUUCGGCUCAGAGACUGCCCUCCGCUGAGCCAUGGCGACAAGUCCAAGCUGAGGGACCUGCUGUCCCGGCCGUACGUGGACGCCAACCGCGAGUGGAAGAAGCAGCUGCUGCUGCUGGACUCGAUGCAGCGCAAGGCCGAGAUUCAGAGCCUGUGCGGCAUUGGACAGCACUUCUUGACCGAGUCGUACAUACCAGCCAAGAUCAGACUCGGAGGCUGGAUAUGACUUUCGGGGCGACAGUACAUGUAGCCUUAUACGCUCAGGUGAACCAAGUUCUUCACUGAGUCUUCGUUGUGCUUUCUGAUUCAUAUGUCUUUCUUUUCGA